This is a messenger RNA of Panicum virgatum (switchgrass), 2567 nucleotides long. Its product is annotated as putative receptor-like protein kinase At3g47110. NCBI's taxonomy places the organism in Eukaryota, Viridiplantae, Streptophyta, Magnoliopsida, Poales, Poaceae. Gene Ontology annotation, molecular function: protein binding. The transcript is spliced from 3 exons. The record is from RefSeq and is a predicted model, not a curated record. Bases 178 to 1725 code for a protein of 515 amino acids.
GUGUGGUUGUAACGGUGAGGUAAAACUGUUUUUAAACCCCUGGGGCCUCAGCCAGCGGAGCAUCCAGCUCAUACCUCCAGUUCAAACAUCGUCUCCAGGGAAGGCGGAGCAGCAAGCCGAUCAGAAUGCUGCCGUUUUGUGUUCUCCGGCACGGCAGAGGUGACAGUUAAGUGAAUCAUGUAUCGUUCAGAGCAGCCGGCGAAACUCGCCAUGCCCAUUCUUAUCCUAUUGCCAUUGCUGCUGCUGUGCUGUGGAGUUGGAAACGUCCACUGCUCAAAGGUUCAUGACAGCAGCAUCGAUCUGCAGUCACUGCUCGACUUCAAGCAGGGCAUCACCAACGAUCCGAAUGGAGCCUUGAAAAAUUGGACCACGAGGUUCCACUUCUGUCACUGGAAUGGUGUCCAGUGCACCUUGGAGCAACCAUGGCGCGUCUGGGGGCUCCAACUGCCAAGCCAAAGUUUGUCAGGCCAAAUCAGCUCCUCUCUUGGCAACCUUACUUUCCUUAAUUGCCUUUACCUCUCCUACAACAACUUUGUUGGUCCCUUACCUCUUCUUGGCCGCCUCCAACAACUGCAAAUUCUUUAUUUGGACUACAACAGUUUGUCUGGGAUAAUUCCUGAUGCACUUACAAACUGCUCCAGCUUGACCGCCAUAGAUUUAUCUUCAAACUUACUAGUGGGUUCAAUUCCUCCGAAAUUAGGCCUGCUAUCCAAUCUAGGAUAUCUCAAUUUGGAGUCAAAUCAACUGAAUGGAAGCAUUCCUGGUGAGCUUGGCCAAUUAAAGUUCAAUACCUUAAGGCUUGGAGACAAUAGGCUUUCAGGUGAAAUCCCACAAGCCUUCUUUCGUCUUUCUUCUCUACAAUAUCUAAGUCUAGAGCUCAAUAUGCUAGGCAAGGCAUUGCCACCUAAUAUAGGAGAACUUCUCCCUAAUCUCAAAGAGCUUACGUUGGAACACAACAAGUUCGGAGGUUUUAUUCCAGAUUCGCUUGGCAAUAAUGCUCUGGGGCUAAACAUACUAGAUUUAUCAUAUAAUAAUUUCACAGGGAGAAUUCCUCCCUCUUUGGGAAAACUUUCAAAUUUGACUUUCCUAAGCCUUCAGGUUAACCAGCUUGUAGCAAGUAACAACCAGGACUGGGAGUUUCUUAAUGCAUUAAGGAACUGUAGAUCCCUUGAGGUACUCUCUCUCUCUAACAAUGAGCUGCAGGGAUCUCUUCCAAAGUCAAUUGGUAACCUACCGACCAGCCUUCAACAGCUUCUAUUGGGUGGAAACAGCUUGUCUGGGCAAGUUCCACAGAGUAUAGGGAAACUUAGUGCCUUAAUUAAGCUUGGACUUGAUAAGAAUAACUUUAGUGGUACAAUUGCAGGAUGGGUUGAAAAUUUAAAAAGACUAGGAAAACUAUAUCUGCAAUCGAACAACUUCACUGGGCCAAUCCCAUCCUCUAUUAGCAAUCUUACUCAGCUGACAUUACUUAAUUUAACUAAAAAUGGAUUUGAAGGCCCCAUACCAGCCGCAUUAGGAAAUCUUCCUCUCCUCCAACAGCUGGACCUUAGCUAUAACAAUCUUGAAGGAUAUAUACCACAAAACUUUGGAAACAUUCAAGGACUCAUACUGUUGAACCUUAACCACAACAACCUUCACGGUGACAUACCAGAUAGCCUUGGAACUCUUCAACACCUCCAAAAAUUGGACCUUAGCUAUAACAACCUUCAAGGGUAUAUACCAUAAACCUUGGGAAACCUUGAACAACUCAUAUUAUUCGACCUUAGCCACAACAGUCUAAAAGGUGACAUAACUUUAGAUAUUAGCAAAUCUAAGCAGCUCGCAGACCUACGUUUUUCAUCAAACAAGCUUAGUGGAGAAAUCCCAGAUACUUUUGGCAACUGUCAACAAUUAGAAACCCUCCUAAUGGACCAAAAUCACCUCACAGGAAACAUUCCAGCCUCUUUCAAGGAUCUUCUGAGCUUAAAAACACUAAAUCUUUCACAUAAUAACUUGUCGGGCACCAUUCCCACCAUUUUGAAGGAUCUAUCACUUCUCAAUAAGCUAGAUCUUUCAUACAAUCAUCUCCAAGGAGAAAUACCAAUCAGUGGAGUAUUUGCAAAUGCAACAGCUGUUUCACACAAUGGCAACUGGGGGCUCUGCAGAGGAGCGAUGGAUCUCCAUAUGCCUGCAUGCCCUGCAGUUUCUCGGGUAAUAGAAUGGAAACACUAUUUGACUAUCUUACUGAUCCUCACAUUUGGCUUCAUGUCACUCGGGAUGUCAAUUUACGUCAUAUUCAUUGGGAAGAAGGCACCAAGAAGACCAUACUUAUUAUUGCUUUCUUUUGGUAAGAAAUUCCCAAGAGUUUCUUACAAGGAUCUAGCCCAAGGUAUAGAGAACUUCUCAGAGCUCAACCUAGUUUGAAGAGGAAGCUAUGGUUCAGUAUACAAAGGGAAGUUAACACAAGCUAAAAUCGAAGUUGUCAUUAAGAUCUUUGACCUUGAGACAAGAUUCGCGGCCACAAGUUUUAUUUCUGAAUGUGAGUCUUUGAGAACCAAUCGGCAUCGAAAUCUUCUUCCUAUAAUAAC